GGUACGCGAGCGCGCGCGCGCGAGAGCGAGACAGGCUGAGAUUUCGUUGCGAUAUUCCAACGAGCGAGAAACCGAAGCGUGCGAACACCGCGGUUGAGAUACUCGGCGCGCGGGCGCGAAUACGUGACGCGUGGGACGUCGCUAGGGAUAAACCCAGAAGUGUCGCGUCCCGUUCCGUACCGUCGCCGAUUAUCCGCGAGCGGCAGCCGCCGACGUCUUCGCCGUUGCUGCCGUUGCCGACGGCUCACUCGCGCGCGCGCGCGCGCGCGCCUGCCCCUUGCGGUCUUUUGGUGGCCGUCGCGUGGUGCGACGUUCGGUGCCGAGCACGUCGGUCCGAAGCGAAGUAGUGCGCGGAUCGCGCACGCGGCGCGAAUCGCCGCGUUCAGCCGAUGGAUUUUAAAUGAUCGACGACGGAGGAGCGGACGGGUGUCGUUGCCGUUGUCGUCGUCGCCGCGCGUUGGUGACGGUUUGGGGUGCUGCACGCUCGUCGGCGGGAUCGUCAUCGUUGUCGCGCCGAGCACAAAGGCUCGAGGGGCCCACCGCCGAUGUUGUAACGUACGGAUGCCAAGAUGGAAGAGCAGCGUAGCGUCCACGGCUGUAUCGGCGAUAUAAAUAGUGCGGAGGCGGCCAAAAUAAUUAUACCGCGCAAGAAGAGGACGUGCCUGGUCGGCGCGGCCUGCAACGAUCCCGCGCUCAACGCCGCCGCCCAGCAGCUGAAAGUGCCUGUGCUCAAGUCCGAAACCGGCGCGGAGCAUGUCGAGGACACGACCUACAACACUUACUUCAUACUCAAGCAGUUCGAGGGGGCCGAGUAUGAUGCCCUGUGCAAGAGCGCUCAUAGAAUACUGGGGCCUACAGCCCUGCUGCAGCUGGCGGAGAGGAAGGAAUCGCUGCCCAGUAUCAAGAGACCGAUGUACACGCAGUCCAUGGUGGGCGCGAUAGUGGUGUUUAGCGGUUUUCGAGCGCGCGAGGACGAGCUGCGCAAGUUAGCUACUAUGAUUCUUAGUAUGGGAGGUAGCAUCCGCAAGGACAUGGGCAUCAAAGUGACGCACCUUAUUGCAAACCAUUGCAGUGGGGAGAAGUACAGAUACGCCGACACAUUCGGGUUGCCGAUCAUGUCGGUGGAAUGGGUGGUAGCGUUGUGGAAUGCCAAAGAUGAUACCACCAUCUACGCGAGCAACGACGAACUGGUGGCGACUUACAAGUUGAAGCCGUUUUAUGGAGCGAGAGUGUGCUUCUCUGGCUUCCCCGAGGAGGAGAAGAAACACAUGUGCGAAGUUCUGGAGCAGCAAGGUGGCGAACCCACGGAGAUUGACGAUCCACAUUGUACACACGUGGUGGUAGACGUAGAUGGUCCACUCUACAAGAAAUCCAGCAAUACUAAAUCACCGCACCUUGGGAAUCCACCCGUGGAUCCGUUUCCCUCGACGUACUUUAAACCAGUCCCCUUGCCUCUUUGUAAGCCUUACUCAAAGGUGACGCGUAGUAAUGCGACAGACGCUGACGCUUGUAAUCGCAGCAACGUGUCGAACAACGCCGGCGACAGCGUAAAAAUCGGAGACGGUCACUCGUCGUUGGAAAACGUCUCGCCCGUCUUGCGUCCGUUCGAGGAACAGAAUGCCUGGAACGAUUUUCUUUCGAGCAACCACGCCAGCCACGAUUCCGCCGUUCGCAUAAACGACAAUAAUUCCUGCCUGCAGAAUUCGAUCAUCAAGUCUGGCAACGUGUUUCAUCCCUUUGCAGAGCAAAGCGAUUCCGGUAUAGACAUAAGCAAGUCGUCGAAUCUGUCGGCCGCGUUCCCCAUGCUGGACAAGUGCUCGGUUCCGAUCGCGUCGACGUUGCUUAGCAGAAAAAGCAUGAAAUUUAGCAUCUCCGAGAGCUCUUUGUUCAGCAGCGAGCAGUCUCUGUGCGAGACCGCGCCGAGCUCCCCCGUUAAACCCCCGCGCGACGUGAAAUCGUGUACGUCGUACGAGAAGAACAACGCGCGCGUCUGCGCGUCAUCGAUGAGCGACAGCACGCUGUCCUUAAAGUAUCGCAAAAAUAUUCAUUACAUACAGAAUAACACCCUGUCCCUGAGCAAGAUCAUUCCGAAGCGCUACGUGAAAUGGAGGAAAUCUAGCUCCUGCACGUCCGUCCAUAAGAUGGCGACGGUCGAGAAAUACAAGUUCCUCAAGGCACGCUCGUCUCCGAACAUAUCGAAGCGUUGCGACGAACAAUACAGCGACACGUUCCCGCAGAACGCGAGCGUGUUAGGCGAGCGUAACAAGCGUCUGUCGAGGUCGUACGCGUCAAUUUUCUCGAGAUCCGAUCACUUCUCUUCCUGCCCGUCCUCCGAGAGCGAGCACGACAGUUUGUCAAAUUGCUCGCCGUCCGCGAAAACUCUCUUCAAGAAAAAGUACACCUCCCUGUCCAAGUCCCUGUCGAUACCGUUCAACGGAAAAACCUGCAACGUACGAUCCGCGUCGCACGCCGCGAAAACCGGCCUGACAGAUUUCAAGCCACGGAAGGACAAGCCAUCAUGCGUCGUAGACGAGUCCAACGUGAACGUACUACCGAAUUUCGUGACGGCGUCGGCCUUCAUAGUCAAGACCGGCUGGUUCUGGACGUCCGUGCAGAAUGAAGCUGCCGCCGACGAGAAGGAGUAUCUGUUCGAGCACUAUCUGGAGAACGCUCGAUCCCCUACUGCAUCCGGUAGGCGAGAGAGCCAACCGCUCGCGGCGCAGAACCUGGCGUUGCCCAAAUUUCCGCACUGGCUUCCGUUGUCGAAUUUGCUGCAGAAUGGAGCGGACUCGCCGGGCAGUGUCAGCGGGAGCUUCCUGGACUGCACGACGAGUCCAGAUAAACAAAUGAUAGAUGAUGUUCCAGAGGUCGAGUCUUCCGACACAGAAAGCACUCGGGGGAAUCUGUCGCAGCGUCACCAAGUGUUUCUCGAGUUGGUAGAGACUGAAAACAAUUAUGUAGGUGUCCUCAAUACGAUUAUGACGCUAUUCAAAUUGCCGUUGGAGAAUCUUAUAGGAAAGAGCGGUAAGGAGCUGCUAAAUAGUACAGAGUUGAAAAUUAUAUUCGGCAAUUUCCCGCCGAUCUACGACGUUCACAAGCAGCUGCUGGAGGCCCUGCAUUACUUCGCCACUUACUGGACGGAAGACGUCAGCAUCGGCAACAUAUUCCUGAAAUUCGAGCCGGAUCUUGUUAAGGCGUACGCACCCUACGUUAAUUUCUUCGAGAACACGAAGCAGAUGUUGGAGGAGUGCGAUCAGAACAAACCGCGGUUCCACGCGUUCCUCAAGAACUGUCAGACGAAACCGGAAUGCGGUCGACAGAGCCUGAAGGAGCUGUUAAUCAAACCAGUACAAAGGUUACCCAGUAUUAGUCUAUUGUUAAAUGAUAUUCUUAAGCACACCGACAAAAGUAAUCGGGACUACAGCGCGCUGGAAGCUUCUAUUAGCUGUAUUAAGAAGGUCAUGACGCACAUAAACGAGGACAAGAGGAAGACCGAGCGCCAAUUGGCGAUAUUCGACAUCUUCAACGAGAUCGACAAUUGCCCGCCGCAUUUAGUCUCUUCGCACCGUUCGUUCCUCAGUAAGUGUGACGUGGUCGAAAUAACGGAGGGCCUCAGCGGACGAGGCGAUCAUCUCGUGCUGUUCCUGUUCACCGACACCCUCGAGAUAUGCAAGAAACGCUCCAAGGCGUUCAACGCCUUGAAGAGUCCGAACACGAUAAACGGCCUGCAGUCGAACAGACUGAGCCAGGGUAAACCGUACAAGCACAUCAAGUUGAUGCCGCUCAACACCAUACGAAAAGUCGUGGACAUACGAGAGACUGAGGAAUGCCACAAGGUAUUCGCGCUCGUGGUACGAAGCACUCAGGAACUGAAAGAGAAGUUAUUCUCGUUCGUGAUCACCGAUGAGGAAGUAAAUAAAACGACGUUUUUGCAGACUCUGUGCAGACAAAUGGCAAUUGUCGUUCGUAUACCUGAUGCUGAUACUUUGCUCCUUAAAUAUGACUCGCAUCAGCUUGAAAUUGGUAGUAGCGACGUAACAUCGGGAACGUUAAAGAAAACAAUUAAGAGCCUAUUUCAUAAUUUUUACCUGGAGUAUAUGGACCCGUAUGUGUUCCUACUCAAUAGCAUGUGUGAAACCACGUUACAUGUCCCACUACCAUUCGCGUCCCGCACGAGGGCGAGGGUCGGCCGAGCCUUCAGUUUUAACAAAACGCCAAGCAAGCUCAAUCGGGCGAUGUCGACGAUCAUGUCACCGUUUGGAGCGACGCACAGCCUUGCCCCGGCCAACCAGCAGAUAGCGCAGAUGCGGCUGGGCAGCUGCAACAACAUCAGCGAGCUGGAUAACGGUGGCUCAAGCUCUCCAAAUAGAGACGAUGUUCUAGUAGCGCCCAUGUCGGAUCAGCCGACUCGAAAGGCCCUCAGUAUGGCUUCGCUGCGAAGGUUGUAAUUUUGUACGCGACACGUCAUACGCACUUCCUUUUUGUGCCACGGUCGUUUUACGUAUUGUUUUUUUUUAACAAAGAAACGUGCAUUUUUAACAAACCACUGUGGUAUGUUAAACUAAUAUACAUAUACUUAUAUAUAUACUGUAUGUAUAUAUAUAUAUAUUGCCUAUAUGUCGACAUUAAGACAUUAAGCAUUAAUUAUAACUAAACGGAAACGACCCGAGGAGGACGCGCGCCGUUACGUUUCUCAGUCCUUUUGCAGUAUCCUAUGUUCAAAGUGUUUAAACUAAUUUCGUUAUCACUAUGGACAACAAACUAUAUAAUUAUACGAUACAAAAAUUUUCCGAACCACCACAUCGCGAAGUGUCCCCGCGAAGAAACGCGUCAUUAGAAAAUAAUGAUAUUACUGCUGUUAGUGCCAAUAAUGUCUAGCUAUUAUAAUUACUAUAUUGUUAUACUACGAUCAAUAUCCCUCUUUUAUUUAUUUCACGUGUUAAGUUGUAAUUUAUUGUACACACGCUUAUCCCGAGCCGCCGCACAAGCUCUUGCCGGCCGAUAAGUUACAAUUUUUCUUUUACGUUCCCAGGUAGUAGUGUCGGACGCAAGUCGGACGAAGCAAGAUCGUUGUAAUAUAACGGAAAACUAUUAGCUUCUUUUAUAUAUAUAUAUAUAUAUAUAUUCGCGAAAUCUCGAUCGUUACUGCAAUGACGAUCGGAAACGAGAACUCGAGCGAAUGUGUAAGUGUAUCCUAUAUGCGACCGGAGCUCACACGAAACACUUUAAAACAAUAAACGACAUUAUAUUUAUUUUUCGUUACUUUCGUUGAUACAUCCUGUUUUGUAACGCUUUACGUUACGUCGACUCCGUGAGAGAUAUGUUGUAUUCGUCCAGUGGAUUAAACAGAUGCUAAUACCUGAUCACAGCAUGAAACAAAAUGUGUUACCGUCUGGCUGGUAGUUCCUGUUCGUUUUCCGUUGUGUGCGUUUCUCAGAAACUCAGUCGUCAGAACUUGCCGCAGUUUCCACCAGUGUUUUAUUCGUUGUCUCUGAUUUUUUUCUUCUGUUUUUCCACGCAUUAGAAUUUGUUCAGCGGGAGUCCUACAGAGAAGGUCUGAUCUUUGAGCUGUGAAAAAGUAAAUAACGCUAUGCCACUGCUAUAUACCUCGCUUCGAUCAUCCAUUCGCGUUGUCGAUGCGAGUCGGUGCGGACGGUAAUGCAGACGAAUCCCUUUUACGAAUCUUGUUUGUAUUUUAGUCGAGGAGACGUAGUCGUAUGCGACAUGCCGAAACAAGUGUUCUUCUUGAGUAUAAAUCGCAUUGUAAAUAGUUAAAGUUAAGUAUGCCAGAAAGUAAUUGCGUAUCGUAAUAUGUAGAGAGAACAUUUUUUACUGCACGCAUAUAAGAUUAUCGUAAUGUCGUCUUGUAAUUUUCGCGCAGUUAUUUAUACGAUACAUUGUACUUGAUUGUAUAAAUUUAAUCUUUAUUAUGCAAAACGGAA
Molecule: messenger RNA, 5942 nt
Organism: Ooceraea biroi (clonal raider ant)
Lineage: Eukaryota; Metazoa; Arthropoda; Insecta; Hymenoptera; Formicidae
Gene: pbl
Product: epithelial cell transforming 2 pebble
Biological process (GO): nervous system development; regulation of cytokinesis, actomyosin contractile ring assembly; activation of GTPase activity
Cellular component (GO): nucleus; cell cortex
Molecular function (GO): GTPase activator activity; guanyl-nucleotide exchange factor activity
Source: RefSeq, a predicted model, not a curated record